Schizosaccharomyces osmophilus is the source of this 348-nucleotide messenger RNA. RefSeq names its product helper of TIM Hot15 (gene hot15). Gene Ontology annotation, biological process: protein import into mitochondrial intermembrane space. The coding region runs from base 1 to 348 and encodes 115 amino acids. Lineage: Eukaryota; Fungi; Ascomycota; Schizosaccharomycetes; Schizosaccharomycetales; Schizosaccharomycetaceae. The transcript is spliced from 3 exons. The record is from RefSeq and is a predicted model, not a curated record. Gene Ontology annotation, cellular component: mitochondrial intermembrane space. Gene Ontology annotation, molecular function: zinc ion binding.
AUGUGCAAGCACGUUUUAAACGCACAAGUUUCCGUUCGUACGGUUUGUUGCCGCCGCUGGGUCGAUUGCAUUGAAUGCCAUGAUGAAGUCGCUGAUCACCCUUUACUCAGGACUCCAGAAAUGACUUUAAUAUGCAAGAAAUGUCGCAAAGCAUUUCGUGUCCAAUUUGGAGAGGAAAUGGAUGAUAGUGAUGAAUUUUGUCCCAACUGUGACAACCAUUAUGUUGUCAGCGCCUUAACAGAACAACCCAAGCCUACGAAUCCUUUCCCAGAGGAUAUGGAUACCAGAAUGAUCCCCAACGAUAGAGAAUUAGAAGAACUUUUAGAUGAUACCACUCAUUUGGGAUAA